Toxotes jaculatrix (banded archerfish) is the source of this 558-nucleotide messenger RNA. RefSeq names its product ictacalcin-like. The coding region runs from base 118 to 399 and encodes 93 amino acids. The record is from RefSeq and is a predicted model, not a curated record. NCBI's taxonomy places the organism in Eukaryota, Metazoa, Chordata, Actinopteri, Toxotidae. The transcript has 3 exons. Gene Ontology annotation, molecular function: calcium ion binding; transition metal ion binding.
GAUAGUGGGUGUGGUGAUGUAUAAAGCACCCUCUGCAUCCAUUUCCAGCACCACUACAGCUCCUCCAAGACUGAGUUUCACUCUCUAAGCUCCUUAAAUCUCAACCUUGCUGUCAUCAUGUCAGACGUCCAGCAGGCUAUGGCCCUCCUCAUCACUGCCUUUGACAAAUAUUCUGGCAAGGAGGGGGACAGACACACUCUGAGUAAGGCAGAGCUGAAAGAGCUGCUUGAGAAUGAAUUUGGAGAGCUGCUGGGGAAAGCCAAUGACAAGGCAGCAAUAGACCGCAUCUUUAAGGACCUGGACACAAACAAGGACAAUAGUGUGGACUUCCGUGAGUUUGUCACCCUGGUGUGCUGCCUCACUCAGAUGUGCCACGAGUACUUCAUCGGCAAGAAAUAGGAAUCCCAGCGCCACCUUGGGGCCAGCACAGAGAGGUGCCUUUCUGUGAAAGCUGUUCUGAUGAAGAAAUAAAUAUUUACUACUGCUUGAAGGCACAAACAAAAAAUAUACAUGUGAUUGUAGUGAAAAAUGAAAUAAACUUCCUUUUUCUUUGAAACA